UUGCAGCAGCCCACCGCUACGUUAACCAUGAAUUUCGCUCUCGCUUGCCAAGUCUUCCUUGCUUCUUUUGCUUUGGUCUCUGCCCAUGACACCCGGGGACGAAGGCUACGUUUGCCGAAGCGAGUCAAGAUAACGAAGAUGGACUUGCCAGAAUUCAUGCCAACUGAGGAUUUGCCCGAAAUCACGCCAACCGAGUAUUUGCCCACCGAAUUUCCCUCACUCACUCCUGAUAGCGAGUCACUCGAGUUAGCAAGCGAGUCUACUUCCCUAGUCCCCAGCGAUGCCCCUUCAAUGGUCCCGUCGGAUGCCCCUUCAAUGGUUCCCUCGGAUGCACCUUCAAUGGUUCCCUCGGAUGCACCAUCCAUGAUCCCCUCAGACGCUCCUUCCAUGGUUCCAAGCCCUUCUCCGACCCCUUGGCCAGAUGUCAAGUGGGCGCCCACACUGAACGACAUUAACAGUCCUGGUGAGGCUCCUGAUUUUCUGUUUGGCUCUACUCUUUCCAUGUCCAAGGAUGGGUCUAUCGUCGCUGUCCUUACUGGAGGAUUCAAUGGAACCGUGAGUGUAUACGAGAUUAAUUCGGACGGCUGGGCCCAAAUCGGAGAGCCCAUUCCAGCUAUCAAUAACCAAGGUAUACAAUUGACGCCGGAUGGCACUGACUUACUUGUGCACGGUCUAGAUGCGCAAGUAUUUCAAUUUGUAGACAACGCGUGGAUUCAGGUUGGUGAAGACAUACCAUCGCAAUCAACUGACUCCAGCAGUUCUAUUUCCGACGAUGGACUGACAGUGGCUAUCGGCCUUCCUGGGGCCACCACUCUCUUUUCAUCGGUGGGCUCGGUUGAGGUUUAUUCGUUCGAUGGCUCCGCCUGGAACCUAAUACGCACAAUUGAUGGAGAUGAAAGCGACGAUCGAAACUUCGGGCGUCACUUGUCUCUUUCCGGCGACGGCAACACUCUCUCCGUUUCUGGUCGCGGAACGUCUUCCAUUGCCAAUGUGUACGUCAAAACUUACCAUAUUGCUGACACUGUCUAUCUGCUGGGCAGACAAGACGCUGCACCGAACAAUGGCAACUAUAUAGUUCCCUCGCUUUCCAGAGAUGGAAGCCGCUUGGCAAUUCUCGAUCCGGCAGGAAAGGUGCGGUCGUUCAAGUUUGAAGCAGCCGAGUGGAAAGAAGUGAGCAAUGGGUUGCCCGAGAGUUUUGAUCCAAGGGUCGUCCGUGGUUCCACGGAUGGUACCUCCCUGAUCAUGUGCAAUCCCAAUUUGGGAACCGUCAAGGUUUUCGCCCUGGAUGAAGAAACCUGGGUUGAACGAGGCGAAGACAUUGGUGAUGCCGAGAUAGUCCUGUUGGGACGCGACUGCGCACUUUCGGGAGACGGUUCCAUGGCCGUCGCUAGUGGAUGGAUUAUGAAAGGAACGGCGGAUGGUGUCAUUGGCUUUUGGCAAGCGGAGGUUGUGGCAGACGCAGAAUAGUGCACGUCGCCCAGAGUUGAUUCGGCAAAGGCAAUGACACGUUCCAAUCAUAGUUAGGUGCAUUUGCGCUACUCUUAGAGGUUACAGCGUCACGUAGUGAUGCAUUCUAUACAUUUCCUAUUACUCAAGAUUGAUUUGUGAC
Messenger RNA from Phaeodactylum tricornutum CCAP 1055/1, 1609 nucleotides. RefSeq lists its product with no specific name. The transcript has a single exon. Lineage: Eukaryota; Bacillariophyta; Bacillariophyceae; Surirellales; Neidiaceae. Bases 28 to 1467 code for a protein of 479 amino acids. The record is from RefSeq and is a predicted model, not a curated record. Gene Ontology annotation, molecular function: protein binding.